UGCGCCAUGGCAUUGGGCUUUCCACGUCCUCUGAUAGUGAAAUGAUUACCCAGUUACUUGCUUACACUCCUCCCCAGGAACGAGACGAUACCCCAGACUGGGUCGCAAGAAUUAAGAACCUAAUGAAGGAAGCGCCCACUGCAUACUCUCUGCUCAUAAUGCACAGGGAUGUCAUUUAUGCAGUGCGUGAUCCAUACGGAAAUCGUCCUCUCUGCAUUGGUCGUCUUAUUCCAGCUUCUGAUAUGAAUGGCAAAGAGAAGAAAUCUUCAGAGAGUGCAGGAUGGGUGGUGUCUUCCGAGUCGGGCAACUUUCUCUCUAUUGGCGCAAGGUAAGUUGUAUCCUAUUUAUUAUUUCAUAUUGUUUUUACAUCAUGAGGACAUUUUUCUGCC
Messenger RNA from Microtus ochrogaster (prairie vole), 389 nucleotides. RefSeq names its product amidophosphoribosyltransferase-like. Gene Ontology annotation, biological process: purine nucleobase biosynthetic process. The coding region runs from base 42 to 332 and encodes 96 amino acids. NCBI's taxonomy places the organism in Eukaryota, Metazoa, Chordata, Mammalia, Rodentia, Cricetidae. The record is from RefSeq and is a predicted model, not a curated record. Gene Ontology annotation, molecular function: amidophosphoribosyltransferase activity. The transcript has 3 exons.